Messenger RNA from Trichophyton benhamiae CBS 112371, 1194 nucleotides. RefSeq lists its product as uncharacterized. Gene Ontology annotation, molecular function: calcium/calmodulin-dependent protein kinase activity; ATP binding. Lineage: Eukaryota; Fungi; Ascomycota; Eurotiomycetes; Onygenales; Arthrodermataceae. Gene Ontology annotation, biological process: cellular response to oxidative stress; protein phosphorylation. The coding region runs from base 1 to 1194 and encodes 397 amino acids. The record is from RefSeq and is a predicted model, not a curated record. The transcript has 3 exons.
AUGACGAAGAAUUCAUGGCUUACAUAUAUCUCCCUUAGAGCACAGUAUCGGUUUGGAAAGACACUUGGUGCAGGGACAUAUGGCAUUGUUCGGGAGGCAGACAGCCCUAACGGCAAGGUUGCCGUAAAGAUUAUUCUUAAGAAAAACGUGAAGGGAAACGAGCAGAUGGUGUACGAUGAGUUGGACAUGUUACAGCGACUUCACCAUCCUAACAUAGUCAGAUUCCAUGACUGGUUUGAGUCAAAGGACAAAUACUACAUCGUCACUCAGCUAGCCACUGGCGGUGAGCUCUUUGACAGAAUCUGCGAUUACGGACGAUUUACCGAGAAGGAUGCUUCACAAACGAUCCGACAGGUUCUAGAUGCCGUCAAUUAUCUCCAUGAGCGUAACGUGGUUCACCGAGAUUUGAAGCCGGAGAACCUUUUAUAUCUCACUACUGCGCAAGAAUCUCCCUUAGUCCUAGCGGAUUUUGGUAUCGCGAAGAUGCUUGACAGCGACACAGAAGUGCUUACAUCUAUGGCCGGCUCAUUUGGAUAUGCUGCUCCAGAAGUCAUGUUAAAACAGGGCCACGGUAAGGCCGUCGAUAUGUGGUCUAUGGGCGUCAUCACAUACACGCUUCUCUGCGGUUAUUCCCCUUUCCGGUCGGAGUCUCUCAAUGACCUGAUCGAAGAGUGUCGAUCGGGCCGCAUCGUCUUCCACGAAAGAUACUGGAAGGAUGUCUCCAAGGACGCAAAGGACUUUAUCCUCACUCUCCUCCAGCCAGACCCAACUCUCAGAUCAACUAGCGAACAAGCUCUACAACACAGAUGGCUCAAGGGUGAAACAGCCACUGAUCACAACAUUCUUCCUGAACUCAAGACCUACAUUGCUCGUAAUAGGCUGAAGCGCGGAAUCGAAAUUAUCAAGCUUGCCAACCGUAUUGAGGCUUUGAAGAUGCAGGAUGAAGGCGACGAUAUCCCCGGCACGACUCUUGAUGAAGCUGAGGAAAAGAAGGCCGAGGAUAAGCCUGCUGCGGAUGUCAAGCCGUCUGAUGGUGCAGCACCGGCUAACAAGGGUCGUCUCAGCAGACUUGCACGGGGCGCUAUAUUCAGAGAGGUAGUCCUCGCCAAGGUCCGGGAGAUGAAGCAGCAGGAGCAGCAACAACAAGUCGAAAAGGAAGCCCUAGAGAAAAUAGAGAAGGAUAAAAGGAAGUAA